GGCAAUACACCAGACGCCAGAAGAAGCCCAGGAGCAACAGAACAGCUAGAGCCAUUUGCCAAAAGCUAUAUAGCUACUCCAGCUAUCACAAGUCACUUGUUGCAGACUGAAAUUCACAAGUACAGGCCUAAAAACAGCAGUUAGCAUCCUACACAACCAGAAGCAUUCCGGUUACUUAACAUAGACUGAGGUUUACAUGAAACUGUUUGCC
Geodia barretti is the source of this 211-nucleotide messenger RNA. NCBI's taxonomy places the organism in Eukaryota, Metazoa, Porifera, Demospongiae, Tetractinellida, Geodiidae. The record is from the annotation of a GenBank genome assembly.